Bolinopsis microptera is the source of this 2208-nucleotide messenger RNA. Its product is annotated as protein IWS1 homolog. NCBI's taxonomy places the organism in Eukaryota, Metazoa, Ctenophora, Tentaculata, Lobata, Bolinopsidae. Gene Ontology annotation, cellular component: nucleus. The transcript is spliced from 5 exons. Bases 7 to 1395 code for a protein of 462 amino acids. The record is from RefSeq and is a predicted model, not a curated record. Gene Ontology annotation, biological process: poly(A)+ mRNA export from nucleus.
CUAAACAUGGACAGCCCUGAAGAGGUCUCCUCCCCUCUCCUCCACGCGAACACCCCCGACAUAGAACCUGAAGAUGAACGUCCCAUCACCCCUGAGCUCACCUUACCCGACCAGCCCUCCUCAUAUAACGGCAAUACCUCCCCUCACAUCAGUUAUGAACCUCCCUCCCCCAUUAACCUGCCCACUUUUGAUGACGAGGAACACUUUAAGGAUGAGGAGGAAGAGAAGCCCGGUCCCAGCAGUACACCGCACCCUGAGAAAACUCCAGCUAAGGAGACUGACUUCUACGAUCUCCCUGACGGUCUGAGUGACAACGAGGAACAGGCUCAGGGACAAGUUCAGCGAUCAGGGCUUAUCAACGACAUUUUUGGUGACUCUGACGACGAAGAGGAGAAGAGAGAAGAUGAAGGGGACGAAAAGACUGAUUUGACUUCAGCGACAGCCCCAACGGAAGAAGAGGGACAGAAAAAGAGGGAUGAUGACGAGGUGGACACAGACGAGGAGUUAGAGAUGCUCAACCGCAACGACAACCUCUUCGUCAGCGACUUUGACAUGAUGAUGGAGAAGAAGAAAGCAGAGAGAAAGAGAUCCAUGUCCAGAAGGAAGAAAGACGUGACGGACAUCAUCAACUCCUCAGACGACAGGAUAAUGUAUAUGAUCUCUCAAAUGAAGGAGGCAGCAGAGGAGGACCGCCGGUUAAAUCAGGCAGCUCAAGCCGCCGUCAACAAGCUCGGUCUCAUCAAGCUCGUCAUCAAGCAGCUCAACAAACACGACCUUCAGAACGCCUUUAUAGAUUGUGGCAUCCUGCCAGUCCUGGCGGAAUGGUUGUCUCCUCUCCCUGACAACAGUCUCCCGCACAUCACCAUCAGAACAGAGAUUCUCAAGAUCCUGCAGAUCUACCCCCAGAUUAACACCGACAUGUUGAAGCAGAGCAAGUUAGGCAGGGUCGUUAUGGGACUCUACAAGAACACCAAGGAGCGGUUCAGUAAUCGUGAAAUGGCCAGGAAGUUGAUCCACCAGUGGGCUCGGCCAAUAUUUGGGCUGAACAGUGAUUACAGUGCUCUGUCUAGGGAAGAGAGGGUAGACGCGGAUCUGAGACACAUGGUGAAGUCGAGGAAGCGGAGGAGGAAGACAGAAGAGGAGGUUAAACCGGAGGGAGAUAAACCUGGUGAUAAGAACUUUAUAAUGCGAGCCAGAGUGCCGGUACCUUCUAACACUGACUACGUUAUUAGACCCAGGUCUAAAGUAGAUGAUGAUGUGGUGAAGAGGAACAAAAAGCUCGCACCCAAGUUGGAACAGCUCAACAAGAAGUUAGCGAAUAAGAAGAAACUGAUUAAUCCUAACAACUUGAGGUCCUCUUCUGUGUGCCUGACAGGGAACAAGAUGCCGUUAUAGACACUAUUAUUGACACUGGGUAAAAGUGAUGUGAGCCAGAAAAUACAGCUUUGAAGUUAAAACGUGGUUGAUAAAGGGAGAUUUAUUGCAAAUAUAUUUGUUGCGAGAGACUGUCAUGAGAAAAUGUCACGAGAGACUUAUGCUUCGUUUACCAUUUUAAAGCUUACGACGUUGUUCGUAAUUUGCAAAUUAUGAGAGAGUUUGCUUAACAAAAAACACGCCCGUCGAAUUGGUUUUUUGGUUUUCAUUCGGGUUUCAACCUCCCCUGAUUAGCAAAUCUGAAAAUUAAUUGAUAUUAUUUAUUUGAACGUUAUAACGUAACGCGUUACCUGUUAUUCACGCCGUAUCGUUACUUCACUAGGUUAUUGACACUUUGGUCAACAAGUUUUCAUCUGGAAAAUGCAUUCUUGCUCCUCUUAAAUAAUGUGUAUCAUGACGUAUACAGUGCAGGAAAAUAAACAUUGACUAUUUCAACUCCUUUUUGAGAGGUUAUAGAUGACAGAACUGCUGAACAGUGUUUUUUGUACGUCUUAGUUUAAGGUUAAUUUUUGCCGCAGCUGUUCAUGUUGGUGGCUUUUUAAAAACAUUGAAUUACGUUAAAUUUUGUUAAAUUAGGUUAAAUUGUCACUAGUACACUGUUUGAACCCACAUGAACAGGAACCGUACAGUUAGUAAUGAUUUGUUUUGAUAAGUGAAUAAAAAGAAGCUAAUUUGAGACUAGUAUUAAAAUAUUAACUGUCUAACGGCAAAUUGUGUAUUUUGUCAGCUAUCACAGUAGAGCAGUUUCAAUUCUGUGCUCUCCGAAGAUUAACC